Messenger RNA from Peronospora belbahrii, 285 nucleotides. The record is from the annotation of a GenBank genome assembly. Lineage: Eukaryota; Oomycota; Peronosporomycetes; Peronosporales; Peronosporaceae.
AUGACAUGCAAAUUGCCCGCUGCGGUAUAUCUUGAAAGACCAGUUCGGCUGCGCCUCGUCACGAGAAGUCUUAGUCGUCACUUUAUCCCAUCAAUAGACCACACGGUUUGUAGCACGCGAGACAAGGUGGCCCAACUUGAUGUCAUAAUCAACAGUAGCGUCUAUGUGGGUCAGCAGCUACGGCUGAAACAAAUAUUGAACGGAAGCCAGAGUGGCAGCAGCGCAUUAGCAAGCGUUGGCUGCAUCUUUAGUCUUAAGGUAAGAUCGGGUCGUGUGUGCAGCUAG